Messenger RNA from Juglans regia (Persian walnut), 450 nucleotides. RefSeq lists its product as uncharacterized. The transcript has a single exon. The record is from RefSeq and is a predicted model, not a curated record. Lineage: Eukaryota; Viridiplantae; Streptophyta; Magnoliopsida; Fagales; Juglandaceae. The coding region runs from base 1 to 450 and encodes 149 amino acids.
AUGGGGUUAAAUGCGAGUCAGCUUCGACUAGUGCCAACCACAUUGAAGGGAUUUACGGGAGAUGUAGUCCAACCUAUGGGGUUCAUCACAUUGCCUGUGUCAGUGGGAACUGAUCCUCACCUCACCACCACUAUGACUGAGUUCUUGGUAGUCAAAAGGCAAUCAUCAUAUAAUGCCAUUAUAGGCCGGCCAACUUUGAACGCCUUGAAAGCGAUCACGUCCACUUAUCAUUUGAAAAUAAAGUUUACUACGAAGGUGGGAGUUGGUGCGGUACGUGGGGAACAGGUGCUUGCCCGAGAGUGUUAUGUGCAAGAACUAAAACGAGGGGAGAGAGAUGUAAAAAUGGUAGAGCCGCAAGAAAAUGGAGAUGCGACUUACCCAUCGUCUCCUCAUGAGGUUUUCAUGAUGGAGGUAGAUACGAGGGAUGAAGAAACAUUGAGGCAAGAAUAA